Molecule: messenger RNA, 996 nt
Organism: Annulohypoxylon maeteangense
Lineage: Eukaryota; Fungi; Ascomycota; Sordariomycetes; Xylariales; Hypoxylaceae
Exons: 1
Coding region: 1-996 (331 amino acids)
Source: RefSeq, a predicted model, not a curated record
AUGGAUUUGAGCCAGGACCAAAUCUCUGCCAGUGUCGCAGUAGAACCCUACAAACAACCUCUCCCACCCGAGGUAUUCAUUAUCCUACUCAAAAAUCUGCCCGACUACAUGAUGCCAUACUUAUGGUGCAACUUUCGACGCGUAUGCAAGUCGUGGAAGGCCGAGAUCGAACGAAUCUUUCGAGAAAAAUGCCUCCCUCGAACCAAGGUCGUCAUCAACCACCCACGUACUGGCGGUGGAGGGCACCUACUGUUCUCUCGACUUUCACAGGAUGACGCUAAACUUCGAGCAUAUUUUUACACGGAUCCUUCGGACAGCCUCUUUAUAACCAGAGCAUAUCCCAAUAUUCCAGAACAACCAUAUACCCUAUACCGCCCUAAAGACGGCACUAUGAGCUUGGUACAGAUGAAGGAUGUGGCGAUCAGUGACCCUGUGAUGGAAGAUUUUGUGGCGGACCAGAAAAACCAUGAGGUAUCAUUCCUAUGGAUGCCUAUGAUGGAUCAGUUAAUGGGCGACGAGAUACGUUUCAGACGCGAGGCUUGCAAGAUCGUGGAGGCAGGACGAAACCUCAAGGAGAAACCCAAAGCCAACGAUACCGAACCAGGCUCUGGUACCAUGUCCGAAAUAACAGCACAGGAUGAUGGCGCCCACGCUACGGAGACGGUAUUGGAAUAUACCGAUAAGCACGAUGUCGGAAAGAUCACGGUAGUUAUUCUGACCAAGGCCAAAACUACAGCGACUAAGCUAGAGCCCGAUGCUGGCUUUGAUGUUAAGCGUAAGAAGAUCGAGUUCUACAUGCUCCUGCGCAGCCCACAUUUCCGUGGCGUGAUAAACCAGGUCCGAGAGUCGCGUCUACGAAAGCAAUACGCGCUCUGUGGCGAUGAAUUUGUCUCGAUCCGGGACCACGACGAAGUCCCCUUACAUGACGACGCAUCCAAGAUUAUGUUGGAUAUCCGCCUACGAUUCAGAACUCCGGGAUACUUCAUGGAGCUAUAA